Molecule: messenger RNA, 540 nt
Organism: Botrytis porri
Lineage: Eukaryota; Fungi; Ascomycota; Leotiomycetes; Helotiales; Sclerotiniaceae
Exons: 1
Coding region: 1-540 (179 amino acids)
Source: RefSeq, a predicted model, not a curated record
AUGGAAGCGUUCUGUCAAUAUCGACAUACACUCGGGUUGCCCGCUUCGGUGUUAAAUGCAGCUCUGAUUGAGGGGGUGGGGUUUGUGGCAGAAAAUGGGGCGGCGAGGAGGAAGCUGAAGCUGAAGGCGCAGGGACAUUGGUUUUUGGAUGAGAGGGCGCUUUGGAAUUCGUUCCCGGUGGGGCUGGGGAGGGAUGAGGAUGGGAGUGGUGGAGCGUGGGUGAAUAAGGGUCAUGUUGUUAUGGGAUUACUGUCGGAGAUACCGCUAGAUGAUCCGUCGAAUCGUGCGACUUGGAAGGGCGACCGACGGAUGGGUGUUUAUCAUAAUGCUCGCAGUGAGAAAGCGUCGCAAGCAUUGAGCGGAUCAGGUAAGUUAAGAGAAUUCCUUGCGCGGGUUGAGAAUCAGCCGGAUCUGCUGAAGGAGAAGUCAAGCAAAGAAUUUCUGGUAGUUCAGAUUGGAAGGAAGAUAUCUAGUUUCAUUCUGAUAACUGAAGAAGAUAUAGAUACGUCACUCAAUCUUAUAGACGCUGGGCUGGAUUAG